UGAAAGUAAUGACACUGUGUUUUCCAGACCUCCCAGCAGCUCGAUGGCCUUCCCUAAGAAGAAACUUCGGGGUCUUGUUGCUGCCACCAUCACUCCAAUGACUGAGACUGGAGAAAUCAACUUUGCUGUAAUUGGUCGGUAUGUGGAUUACCUGGUGAAAGAACAGGGAGUGAAAAGCAUUUUUGUGAAUGGCACCACAGGAGAAGGCCUGUCCCUGAGUCUCUCUGAGCGUCGCCGGGUGGCAGAGGAAUGGGUGACACAAGGAAGGAACAAGUUGGACCAGGUGGUGAUUCACGUGGGAGCGCUAAGCUUGAAGGAGUCACAAGAACUGGCCCAACAUGCAGCAGAAAUUGGAGCUGAUGGCAUAGCUGUCAUUGCGCCUUUCUUUUUCAAGUCACAGAACAAAGACGCCUUGAUAAGUUUCCUGAGGGAGGUGGCGGCUGCAGCUCCUGCUUUACCAUUUUAUUACUAUCACAUUCCUUCCUUGACCGGGGUAAAGAUUCGUGCAGAGGAGCUGCUCGAUGGGAUUCAGGAUAAGAUCCCCACCUUUCAAGGACUGAAGUUCAGUGACACUGAUCUCUUAGACUUCGGGCAGUGUGUUGAUCAGAAUCACCAGCGACAGUUUGCUUUACUGUUUGGAGUGGAUGAGCAACUGUUGAGUGCUCUGAUCAUGGGCGCUACGGGAGCUGUAGGCAGUACCUAUAACUACCUGGGGAAAAAGACAAACCAGAUGCUGGAGGCUUUUGAACGGCAAGAGUUCACUACAGCACGCAAUUACCAGUUUUGUAUCCAGAGAUUUAUCAACUAUGUGAUCAAGCUAGGUUUUGGAGUGUCACAGACCAAAGCCAUCAUGACGCUGGUCUCUGGGAUUCCGAUGGGCCCACCCCGGCUUCCUCUGCAGAAAGCCACGAAGGAGUUUACUGCUAACGCUGAGGCCAAGCUGAAAAGCCUGGAUUUCCUUCCUUUGCCUGGUUUAAAGGAGGGGAACUUAGAAGCCCGUAGCUAGUGCCUGUUAAGCCUGGGUGUAUUGAUUGACUUCAUCUACCUUCAAUAGCACAUUCUCUUCUCAGGGACAUUUUAGGUGAUUUUGAGCUAAUCUUUCUUUUAGCAAAUGGAAUCCCACACCAAUAAAGAAAUAUUCAAAUAUAAA
Phodopus roborovskii (desert hamster) is the source of this 1150-nucleotide messenger RNA. It is a transcript of the gene Npl, whose product is annotated as N-acetylneuraminate pyruvate lyase. Bases 44 to 1006 code for a protein of 320 amino acids. Gene Ontology annotation, molecular function: N-acetylneuraminate lyase activity; 4-hydroxy-tetrahydrodipicolinate synthase activity. NCBI's taxonomy places the organism in Eukaryota, Metazoa, Chordata, Mammalia, Rodentia, Cricetidae. Gene Ontology annotation, biological process: N-acetylneuraminate catabolic process. The transcript is spliced from 11 exons. The record is from RefSeq and is a predicted model, not a curated record.